AUGGACAGAUUGUUGCUAAUCCAGGACUUGGUCAUUUCAGGAGUUUUUCUGUGUCGUCAUCGUGCUCGCUUCAGGUUUCUGCUGCUGCGAUCGGCCGCGUCCUUCACGAGGAGGUCGUUCUGCACGGGAGGAGCGUUGCAGCAGGGCAAGCAGGGAAGGGCACCUGACAUGAUCGAGGGAAAUCCACAGUUUCAUGUGUCAAAUGUGCGAAACAGGCUGAGAGAAAUCGUGGGAGCUUCCACAAACUGGAGUUUUGACCUUCUAACUGUUUUGUCUCGUUUCAGGUUUGGCAGAAUCCUGGAGGACUUGGACAGUUUAGCAGUCCUCAUCUCUUACUCUCACACCUACAACUCUGAACUAAAGAGGUCUCCUCUGUCUAUUGUCACCGCCCUGGUGGACAAAAUCGACAUGAGGCAGCACGUCAUCUACCCCGACUGCGACAUCAAGUUCACAGGUCAUGUGACGUGGGUGGGGAAGUCGUCCAUUGAAGCCAAGAUCCACAUGUCACAGUACCGUGACGGAGCGUACGCCUCCGUUCUGGAUGCUACAUUCGUCAUGGUGGCCCGAGACCCAGGAAACAAGAGGGCAGCGUUUGUAAAUCCACUGACGCCUGAAGGACCCGAGGAAGAACGACUCUUGCAGGAAGGCGAAGCUAACAAAUCCCGGCGCGUGGAGCUGAGCACUGCGUCGCUGCUGAAGGUCGCUCCCACACAAGACGAGAGGACGGUCGUUCACGGCCUUUUCCUCAACACCCUGGACACCAACACGGUCAGUUUCCGCAGCAGAAUUCUGCCCCCAAACUCAGUGUGGAUGGAAGAUGCCAAACUGAAAGGACUGGAGAUCUGCCAUCCUCAGGAGAGGAACAUCUUUAACAGGAUAUUUGGAGGUUUUCUGAUGAGGAAAGCUUACGAGCUCGGCUGGGCCAACGCCUGCUCCUACGGGGGUUGUCGGCCGAGUCUGGUGGCGGUCGAUGAUAUCCUCUUCCAGAAACCUGUGGAGAUUGGAUCUUUGCUGAUGCUCUCAUCGCAGGUGUGUUACACUCAGGGGACGUACAUCCAGGUCAGAGUUCACAGCGAGGUGUUCGACCCGCUGACCCGACAGCACAACACCACCAACAUCUUCCACUUCACCUUCACUUCAGACCGCGACGUCCCCAACAUCAUGCCCAAGACUUAUGGAGAGUCGAUGCUGUACCUGGACGGAAAGAGACACUUUGACCAAACCGUGGCGUGCUGAGACGUCAAACUCACGACCUGCUGAAGCCUUUCAGCAUCCAAAUGCCGAGCUCCAAGUGUUUCAGUGUUGAUGAGAAUAAUGAAUGAAUGUGGUUCUGACAUGUUUUAUAUCACGGUUUCUGAAUUUUGAACAGCCCACACAGGCUGUUUGAAUCUUGUUGCUUCAGUCGAUCUGGAGGUUUACAAAUUGGUGUGUUUGUGCACUACAGCAGAAGAUGCUUUUUCCCAACAUGUUUCUCUAUUUUAUACUCUUAUCAUUUUUCCCAGUUGUACGAGUCAGUGUUACAGCCUCUCAACUGUAGAAAAUGAGGU
Neolamprologus brichardi is the source of this 1547-nucleotide messenger RNA. Lineage: Eukaryota; Metazoa; Chordata; Actinopteri; Cichliformes; Cichlidae. The record is from RefSeq and is a predicted model, not a curated record.